AGCGCUCCGGUUACACGUGACUUUGCAGCCCAGACUAGCUGCCUUUACUUUGAUUUGGGGAUGUUGAAGAUAGCUACCAGCCGUCAACUGAGGAGCAGACAGGAUAAGCAGUAGAUAAAUGUCUUCUCCAAUUCAAGCAGACGAUGACGAGGUGGAUGAUGAGGUGGAAGAAGUGGAGUUUGUAUCAGAGAACCCAGUCAGACCAGUAUUGGACUGCAUUGAUCUGCUGAGUGACAGUGAUGAUGAGGGGUGUUCAUCAUCGGCAGGCACGAUUGAAGACAAAAUCAGCCGCCAGAAGGCCCGUGUUACAUCCACAUUGGACAGGUUAGCACACCAGGUGGCCCAGGAGAAAAAGGAAAGAUCAGACAAAUGUAGAGCAUUCAAGGAAAAGCAAAUCUUACAAAGAGCUCAUGGACAGCAGGAGCUGGCUUUUAGUUCUACUAAUGGAAUUAAUCGGGAAGCAAAGCACUGUGUAGACAUGUGGUUAAAGAUGCCAGUUCUUAAACCUGGAGUGAUCAGUACUGGUUUUGGAAGAAGACACAGACCUGCUCCUUUCCCCGGCAAUUCAACGAGACACACUUGUCCAGUGAUCAACUGUUGUCGCGUUUAUGACAAUGCGUCCCUCCUUGAAGGCCACUUAAAAAGGUUUGAUCACUCCCCUUGUGACCCAACCAUCAAUCUUAAAGGAUGUCCAUCUGAGGUGUUUGCCUGUGUUGCCUGUGGUUUUCAUUUCCAGACUGAAGAAUUAUGGAGGAAACAUGUUGAAUCUAAGGUGUCGUCAUCUGCUGCUGGUGGUCACAGCAUCACUCAGACCUAUCAGAGGAUUGUGUGCUUCGCCUGUCCUGUCUGCUACUUCCUCUUCAACCUCCGAGAUGAAUGUCUUCAGCACAUGUCAACCAAAAACCACUUCACAGAGUCUCUCACCAUGGGUGAAACCAGAGGAAGGCCGUUGCCAGUUCCCGUCUCACAGUACAUUAAAAAUCGUCUCAUCACUUUGUGCAAGGAGGCAGCCUUCAAUGUCCGAUGUUCUUUGUGUCACAAAGUACUGAUCUCGCAUCAGGCAGCUCAAGCUCACUUUAAUGUGCACUGCAGACAGGGCUGUGCAGUGGCCAAGGCUGAUAAAACAGUGGUGCAGGUUAUGAAACAGCUGCAGGUGCGAGGGCAGUGCUCCCUCUGCUGUAAACUCUUCCGCAGCCAAGAUGAAAUCGACAGACACAAAGAAUUGACCGAGCACGACGUGGAGGUCAACCAAACAAUGGCGAAAGCUCUCCUUCAGCACUGCAGGUUUAGUGAAAUUCAACACACCCACAGGGCUGGAGAGGCACAGAGGAAGAGACAGUCCACAGGCUUUGAAACUCCUUUUCAACAAAGAAACAAGGAAAGGAGUGGUGGUCAGGAAUCCCCGGCCAAACGGAAGAGAACGAGCGUGAACGGCAGCACGAGCAGAAAAUCAGUGACGGCAUUCUUCUGCGAGUGUGGCAUCCAGUUCUCAAUGGAGGCUACAGCCAGUAAGCAUCUCUUGGCUGUGAACCAAAUCUUCCAUCAGUGUGGCGUGUGUGGCAAACACAUGGGAGAGUCCUCAAUCGCCCGUCUGCAUAUGAGUCGCUUUCACGGGGGAGCUCAUCUCUCCAACUUCCUCUUCUACUGCCGCAAGUGCAAGGUGGAAAUGCCCCGGCACGAAGACAUCCUGCAGCACGUGUCAGAAGCUCACAGCGGACACACCUACUUCAGCGAACAGGAGGUGCCCGAAGAGCUCGCCACCGUCCUUGACGCCAAGCCGUCGACCAGCAGCGAAAUGUAUUCCUCCAAGUCUACAGUCCAGCAGAGCGCAGCAGAGACCGUUAAAACAGAGCAGACUUGGAUGUGCAGGAUGUGCGAGGACAUCUUCGACUCAAAAGAGGCCGUACAGAAACACUGCAGCGAUAUGAGCACUCACAGCUUCCAGAGAUUCAUCUGUGGACACUGUCCCCAGAAGUUCUUUAAAGAGUCCACUGUGCGCAGACACUGUGCAAAUGAGCACAACGGGCAGAUUAAGAGCUCCCACUUCUGCGGCCUCUGCGACAGCAUGCAGUUUGAAUCCGAGGGAGAGUUCUUGGAGCACUACAAAAGCCUUCACAGUAAAGACUACUACUGCAUGGAUGAUGUUGAAGUUGUUCAGCCUGCUGUUGCUGAAAGCACCAGGCAACCUACAUGCCCAUGCAUGGGUUCAGAAAGGAGCAAAGAGGAGAGCAAAGCUAUGUAUACACAAUGCAUGAGGAAUCUUUCCGCAGAUGGAAAGUGUUGCUACGUGUGCGCUCCUUGCAGCGUAUCUGUCCCGUCUUACGCACACAUAAAGACUCAUGUCCACACAAAGCAUGCAGCGUUAAACCUGGACACGACCUUUGAGGUAGAAUGCAAAGCUUGCCAGGAGAGUUUUAUGGAUAUACCGAGUUUCCAUAAACACUACCACUCCCGACACUGUGCACUGGAACCUUGCACGAGCUCCAGGACCUGCAGUAAAGACAGGAAAGCAGAAGCUACCACUGCAAAAGUACUCAGUGCUGUGGAGGUCACACCAGACACAAAUGAGAUUGAAGAUGAAACACUGGUGACGUUUUUGAAAAUGAAUCAGGCCGACAAAGGGAGUGAAGCUUGUGAAAAUGAAUCGGACGAAGAGAUGAACCAUGAACCAUCUUUGAAUGCAGAAGACCAAAGAGAAUCAGCAGAGUUGGAAGAAGCUCUUCAAAGAAGUCUUCUGGAGUUUUAAGGAUGUGAUCUGAUUAGUUUUUUGUGACGCAAUGUUUAUCUGACAUUAUAUUCAGAUGUUUUGUACCAGGUAUUUGUGUUCAGAAUCUAAUAAAUAAAUGAACAGUA
This is a messenger RNA of Centropristis striata (black sea bass), 2853 nucleotides long. RefSeq names its product zinc finger protein 451 (gene znf451). Gene Ontology annotation, molecular function: sequence-specific DNA binding; DNA-binding transcription factor activity, RNA polymerase II-specific. Gene Ontology annotation, biological process: regulation of transcription by RNA polymerase II. Bases 119 to 2746 code for a protein of 875 amino acids. NCBI's taxonomy places the organism in Eukaryota, Metazoa, Chordata, Actinopteri, Perciformes, Serranidae. The record is from RefSeq and is a predicted model, not a curated record. The transcript has 13 exons. Gene Ontology annotation, cellular component: nucleus.